Messenger RNA from Myxocyprinus asiaticus (Chinese sucker), 5990 nucleotides. Its product is annotated as fibulin-1-like. The record is from RefSeq and is a predicted model, not a curated record. Gene Ontology annotation, cellular component: extracellular region. The transcript has 17 exons. Gene Ontology annotation, molecular function: peptidase activator activity; calcium ion binding. Gene Ontology annotation, biological process: extracellular matrix organization. Lineage: Eukaryota; Metazoa; Chordata; Actinopteri; Cypriniformes; Catostomidae. Bases 143 to 2209 code for a protein of 688 amino acids.
AGACGCGCUCAUUAAAACCUACAAUCAUCGGUCCCUCACAGCUCAUUUAACCAGUCUGCCUCCUCUCGAAGAGCUUUACCGUCACUCACUGUUAAAGUCCGCUCGCCAGAGAACCUUUAACGCGUCGGGAGAGUUUGGAUAAAUGGGUCCCUUCUGUAUUGUGCUUUUCUCUUUGUGCGGGGUCCUGCAGGCACAAGAGGUCACAGAUUCGAUCUCGCUGGACAAAUGCUGUAAAGAUGGCAAGGAGAGAGGCCAAGAGUCGCAGGACUGCACGAGUCUUCCACUCAUCUCAGAAUCCACAACCUGCAGGAUAGCCCAAGAACAGUGUUGUGCUGCGGUACUUGAAGACAACACCUGUACCAAUGGCAUCAACAUGGCGAAAGACCAGGGAAGCUGCCACGCCCUCAUGUCUGGCAGUACCUGCGAAACGAAGACAGCUAAGAUGUGCUGCGAGUGUUGUUUGCUUGGCCGGGCGGCCCAGGAACGGGGUCUGUCAUGUGACCUCAGUCUCCCCGUGGGGUAUCAGUGUGGUCUGGUGUCCCGAGCAUGCUGCGUGGACCGCUCGCCGGACAGUGACGGAAAGUCUACACUGGUUAUAGAUGCAACUUCACAGGGUGCAAUACCGAUUGCAGAGGACAAGUGCAAAGCUGCCAGUUGUGCUCAUCGAUGUGUUGGUAACGGCACAUGCGCUUGUAUUGAGGGACACAAGUUGAAAGCCGAUGGAAAAACCUGUGAAGACAUUAACGAGUGUUUGUUGGGGUCUCAUCACUGUCGUGCUGGUGAACGUUGUAUCAACACGAUGGGCUCCUAUCGUUGUCAGCGAGAGGUCAGCUGUGGCACAGGUUACGAACUCACUGACAACAACAAGUGUGAAGAUAUUGAUGAAUGUGAGACGGGCACACACAACUGCGCUCUAGAACUCCAGUGUCAGAAUACUGUCGGGUCGUUCCGAUGCCGACCCAAAGUGCAGUGCAGCGCAGGAUUCAUACAGGACGCACUCGGGAGCUGCAUCGAUAUAAACGAGUGUUUAAGUGUAACCGGACCAUGUCAACCAGGUCAGAUGUGUUUUAAUACAGUCGGAUCGUACACAUGCCAGAGAAACACGGUUAACUGUGGCCGUGGAUACCACCUGAAUGCAGAGGGAACUCGCUGCAUUGAUAUUGACGAGUGUGCUGGACCUGAUAACGCCUGCGAUGGUCACGGCUGCAUUAAUCUUGUGGGCUCAUACCGCUGCGAGUGCCGAUCCGGUUACACCUUCAAUAGCAUCGCCAGAGUCUGUGAAGACAUCAAUGAAUGCAGGAAUUAUCCUGGACGUCUAUGUGCUCAUAAGUGUGAGAAUGUCCUGGGAUCCUACAAAUGUAGCUGUACUACUGGCUUCAAGCUAGCCAGUGAUGGGAGAAACUGUGAUGAUCUCAAUGAGUGCGAGACGAAUCCCUGCAGUCAGGAGUGUGCAAACGUGUAUGGAUCCUACCAGUGUUACUGUCGCCGUGGUUACCAGCUAAGUGACGUGGAUGGAAUCACUUGUGAGGAUAUUGAUGAGUGUGCUCUGCCCACUGGUGGACACAUCUGCUCUUACCGAUGUCACAACACACCGGGAAGCUUCCAGUGCACGUGUCCAGUGACAGGAUACACGCUCGCCCCCAAUGGACGCAGCUGCCAGGAUAUCGAUGAGUGUGUAACCGGCACACACACCUGUAUGGAGUCCGAGAGCUGUUUCAAUGUUCAGGGUGGAUUCCGGUGCCUGAAAUUCGACUGCCCGGCCAACUACAGACGCUCCGGAGAAACCAGGCCAAGGGUCGACCGUGCAGAUAUCAUUCGUUGUGUGAAGUCCUGCCAACCCAAUGACAUUUCUUGCGUACUCAAUCCCAUCCUCUCCAUUUCCCACACGGCCAUCUCGCUCCCCACCUUCAGAGAAUUCACCAAACCAGAAGAAAUCGUAUUCCUGAGAUCCCCGACUCCUUCACACUUCCCUCACAUGGACUCGCCAGAGAUCGUCUAUGACAUUCUAGAAGGAAACAUCCAGAACUCCUUCGACAUCGUCAAGCGUCUCGAACAUGGCAUGAUCGUGGGUGUGGUGAGACAGGUGAAGCCGUUGGUUGGUCCUUUGAGCACCAUACUGAAGUUGGCCAUGAACUACGUCACAAACGGGGUCGUUUCUCACCGGAACAUCAUCAACGUUCACAUCUAUGUGUCUGAAUUCUGGUUUUAAAAAUGUCCCCCUGAGACUUUCUGUUCUAAUACUUUAGGUGUCCAUUUAUGAAAGUAUCAAUUCACCUUUGAGUCCCCCAAAACAUGUUCUAGCAAUGUUCUGAAUGAUUGCAGUGUAAAAGAAAAUGUAAAUUCUGUACAGCCUGACAAACAGCUACAAUUCAGACAAACUAAUUGAAACCUAAAGGAAUAAUGCACACACAAAUUCAAAUUUUGCUUUCACUUACCCAAAUAUUGUUCCAAACCCAUGACAUAUACAGUACAUUUAACUAUACGUAAUCAUUUGUGCAUUUGGCAGACACAUUUAUCGAAAGCAACUUAAAAUGCAUUCAAGGUAUAAAUAUAUAUAUUUUUAAUCAGAUAGUAGACGAUAUAUAUAUAUAUAUAUAUAUAUAUAUAUAUAUAUACACACACUGGCAGCCAAACGUUUGGAAUGAUGUUCAGAUUUUGCUCUUUCGGAAGAAAACUGGUACUUUAAUUCACCAAAGUGGCAUUCAACUGAUCACAUAGUAUAGUCAGGACAUUACUGAUGUAAAAAACAGCACCAUCACUAUUUGAAAAAAGUCAUUUUUGAUCAAAUCUAGACGGCAGCCAUCACUCCAACACCUUAUCCUUGAGUAAUCAUGCUUAAUUGAUCAUUUGAUACUAGAAAAUCACUUGCCAUUAUAUCAAACACAGCUGAAAGCUAUUUGGUUCAUUAAAUGAAGCUUAACAUUGUCUUUGUGUUUGUUUUUGAGUUGCCACAGUAUGCAAUAGACUGGCAUGUCUUAAGGUCAAUGUUAGGUAAAAAUGGUAAAAAAGAAACAGCUUUCUCUAGAAACUCAUCAUUCAAUCAUUGUUUUGAGGAAUGAAGGUUAUACAAUGCUUGAAAAAGAUUUCAUACAAAGGUGUACACUACAGUCUUCAAAGACAAAGGACAACUGACUCUAACAAGGACAGAAAGAGAUGUGGAAGACCAGAUGUACAACUAAACAAGAGGAUAAGUACAUCAGAGUCUCUAGUUUGAGAAAUAGACGCCUCACAUGUCCUCAGCUGACAGCUUCAUUGAAUUCUACCCGCUCAACACCAGUUUCAUGUACAACAGUAAAGAGAAGACUCAGGGGUGCAGGCCUUAUGGGAAGAAUUGCAAAGAAAAAGCCACUUUUGAAACAGAAAAACAAAAAGAAAAGGUUCGAGUGGGCAAAGAAACACAGACAUUGGACAACAGAUAAUUGGAAAAGAGUGUUAUGGAUCUUAACCCCAUUGAGCUUUUGUGGGAUCAGCUAGACCAGGGGUCGGGAACCUUUUUUCAUGAAGGGGCCAAUUUUUUAAUUUUUGGUUGAUGCAUUUUUUUCAAAAGAGUCAUAGCACAAACUAAUAAUUUACUAUUUUCAACAAAAGUUUUUCAAUAAAAUAAAAUGUUUAUUAUGCCCAUAGACUACUCAAAAACAAUCAAAUAUGCAAAAAUGAAUAGGUAACAUGUUGCAAUAUGGAACUGAGUACACGUGUUUGUGCGGGUCUCCAUAAAAUUACUUAAUUUUACAAUUGAUCAUGAAAAAUUUAACUUACAACUGCAAACUGCAAAAAUGCAAACUCACAGCACCUCCUGAGAUGAUCGGAGAUCAUUUGCAGCAUUCUCAUAGACAAUAUUAUUCUUGCAAACAGUUUUCAGUUGAAUGAAACAGAGAAAAAGGAGUGAUAACUCUUUACAUGCACUUGUUCCACGAGACAGGGUCUCGCUGCACGCCUCUGAACAAACAGCGGAUCAGACACGAGCAUUGACGGCUAUUCUGUUCUUAUAUGAUCAAAUAUAAUAAAGUUUCUUCAAGCGCGUGUCUUUGUGACUAACAGCAUUUCUUGUCAUGUGUCACUCCGAGACGUCUUACAGGUCACCCACCUGUUGCAGGUAUGAGCAACAUUACUCACACAUGAAAUACCUGCAUAUGAGUGAGGAGCUCGCAAACUGGAUUGAGCCUCGUCGCAUUUUGCAGGUAGUGGGUGCUAUUUCACACCCUGGGCGCACAUAAACAAAUAACGAACAUUCAUAAAAUAGUUAUUGGGAAAUGAGGCCCAGAACUCUAUGCAUGUGCGCGUCUUGGAGAAGCGCUUUCAUUGCACUUGUGAACAGCAGAGCUCAAUGCGCACACAUUUCAAAUCAGACGUGCAUCGGUGGCUUUUCUUUAAUCUGUUCUUCAAAAUAUAAUCACACAUGUUUCGUCAUACACGCGUCUUUGUGUCUAAUUUCUUGUAAUAUAUCACUCCAAGAAGUCUUACAGGUCGCCUUCCACAGUGGCAUCAGCAAAAUACUCCGCAUGAAAAAUCCACAUUUGGCGGGUGUUCAUUUCAAACCUUGUUCACCAGGAGUAGGCUGUACGACAAAUUCGGGAGAAAGGAAAUCAAAACUGUGUCAUUGUGUCAUUGACUUCAGGCUUUGCAAUCGCACCCACACUUUCUGCAGGAAAAUGAUCUCUAGAAAGUUUUAAACGAUCAUGUGUUGGUGAAAGAAUUGUGAGACACCCGGCGAGCCACUUGAUUUUUAACAAAGAGCCACUUGUGGCUCACGAGACAUAGGUUCCCGACCCCUGAGGUAGACUGUAAGGUGCGUGAGAAGUGCCCGACAAGACAGCCACAUCUAUGGCAAGUGCUACAGGAAGUGUGGGGUGAAAUGUCACCUGAGUAUCUGGACAAACUGACCGCUAGAAUAACAAGGAUCUGCAAAGCUGUUACUGCUGCACAUGGAGGAUUUUUUGAUGAGAACUCUUUGAAGUAGUUUAAGAAGUUCUGAACAUUUUAUUCAAAUUAUAAUAGUAAUUUUUCACGUUAUUAAUGUCCUGACUAUAAAAUGUGAUCAGUUGAAUGCCACUUUGGUGAAUUAAAGUACCAAUUUCUUUCCAUAAGAGCAAAAUCUGUACUUUAUUCCAAAAUCUAUUCCGAUAGUUGCCUAUUUCAAAUAUAUUCCCUAUUUUUAUUCCUUAUCAAUAAAUCUGAUCUGGUGAAAUAUAUACAUACAAAACUCUUCAUCUGCUGAAAAUAUAGGCUUUAAAAAGCUACAUUUGGUAAAUACUUGCAUAUUGAGCAUUAUAACAGACCCAAGUCUCUAUCAUUUCAAAAUAAGAGUCCUUGGUGUGUUUCCGGCUUGUUUAUAGUCAAAAGUCCUGCGUUAUGCACCAUAUCUGCUUUUGGUAUUUUAUAUAUUUUUCUAGAAAUUGAUUUUAAAAAACUAUUGGCCGAUUAAUUGGUUAUCUGCCAUUUCCAACAACUUAGGUAUCGGUAUCGGCAAAAUCAGCUAUUGCUCGACCUCUAUCAGGUAGUGUGUUCGCUAGGAAUUGACCCUAGCAUUGGUUUACCAGUUGAGUUACAUGAACCCCAUUAAUUGUGUUUGACAGUAUUUAAAUGGACACCUAAAAUGAAUGAUUUCCAUCUUUUAACCAGCCACACAAGUUUUAAAAGAGGAACAUGACAAUAGGAUAUUCAAGAAUGUUGCAUGCUGGGACUGAUGCCCUGCUUUAGAUGCCACCCUGUUUAAAUCGGUGGGAAGACACAAUUUGCUGCUCUAAUGCUUUUUAUUAUAGAAUGAAAAAGCAUGUUAUUUUUUUUCUUAUUUUCUACUGGUUUCCUCUUUAGCUGCUUUUAAGAGUUGGACUGAAGGUGUUUCUAUGAAUUGAUGUGAGCUCAUCUUUUAUAGAGCUGAAGAAAUGAAUGUGGAGUUGAUGACUCGACACUGAUUGUAUGCUUGUACACACUCUGCAUUCCAUAAUGUAUUGUAUGCAUCACAGACUGUGUCAUUAAAAUUUUUUUUUAGA